Molecule: messenger RNA, 1526 nt
Organism: Panicum hallii
Lineage: Eukaryota; Viridiplantae; Streptophyta; Magnoliopsida; Poales; Poaceae
Product: pto-interacting protein 1-like
Exons: 7
Coding region: 250-1377 (375 amino acids)
Biological process (GO): protein phosphorylation
Molecular function (GO): ATP binding; protein kinase activity
Source: RefSeq, a predicted model, not a curated record
GGAGCCAACAAGUAAAAAGACCAUCCGGAGGCCAGGCCAGGGCAGGCCAGACAGCAACCACCAGAGGAGAGAAGGGGAAGGGCGGCGAGGGAGGCCUCCGUCUCGUGUCCCUUCCUCCUCCUCCUCUCCUCCUCUCUCUCCGAUUCUCCAUCCAUCCAUUCCCCUCGCGCGGUCGCAUUGUUCUUGAUCCGAUCCGGUUCCGGCCUCGCUGAAGAACAAGGUUGGAGGAAGAGAAAAGGAAAGGAAACCAUGGGAUGCUUUUCAUGCUGCUCCGUGGCGGACGACGAUGUUGGCAGGAGGAAGAAGAAAGACGAUGACUAUGUCCCUCUCCCUGUUCAAGUCAGUAACAACGGACCCAGCCGGGCCCCAGCCGCAACCUAUGUCACCCCCACAGGAAGAGCUCAGCCAAUUGCAGUGCCGGCCAUUCCCCUGGAAGAGAUGAAGGAAAUCACAAAGAACUUCAGCAAUGAUGCUCUUAUUGGAGAGGGCUCGUACGCUAGAGUCUACUUUGGUGUGCUUAAAGACGGCACAAAAUCUGCGGUGAAGAAGCUUGACUCCAGCAAACAGCCUGAUCAAGAAUUCCUUGUGCAGGUUUCAGCCGUCUCCAGACUGAAGCAUGAGAACGUUCUUCAACUUGUUGGAUUCUGCGCUGAAGGAAACAUCCGAGUUCUUGCUUAUGAGUAUGCAACAAGGGGCUCAUUGCAUGAUAUCCUCCAUGGGAAAAAGGGUGUCAAGGGAGCCCAGCCAGGGCCACCCCUGUCAUGGAUGCAACGGGUGAGGAUUGCCGUGAGUGCCGCUCGAGGCCUGGAGUUCCUCCAUGAGAAGGCGGAGCCUCGCGUGGUCCACCGCGACAUCAAGUCCAGCAACAUACUGCUCUUCGACAAUGAUGUCGCCAAGAUCGGAGACUUUGAUGUCUCCAACCAGUCCCCUGACAUGGCCGCGCGCCUUCACUCCACUCGUGUUCUUGGCACCUUUGGUUACCAUGCACCGGAGUACGCCAUGACUGGACAGCUUAGCACGAAGAGCGACGUCUACAGCUUUGGAGUUGUGCUUCUAGAGCUUUUAACCGGUCGCAAGCCAGUUGAUCAUACGCUGCCACGCGGCCAGCAGAGCCUUGUGACAUGGGCUACACCAAGGCUUAGUGAAGAUAAGGUGAAGCAAUGCGUUGAUCCAAGACUUGAUGGAGAAUACCCUCCAAAGGCUGUUGCCAAGAUGGCUGCUGUGGCUGCCCUAUGCGUGCAGUACGAGGGCGACUUCCGCCCCAACAUGAGCAUCGUCGUCAAGGCCCUGAGCCCCUUGCUGCACAGCCGGUCGGGCAACCGCCCCUCCGGCUCCUCGGCCUCCGCCUCCACCGCUGCAGAGCGUUCUGGACUGUGAAUUCGUCGCCGCCAGCGGUCGCCACGGAUACGGAGCUCCGACAUGGGUUCAGGAAGAAGACCAUCUUGUGAAGCGGGGCGCGUUGGCGUUGCUGUGUGUCCGGACUCGAGUCUUGGCGCCGCGAAGAGUCUUUGCGGUUUGUGCCGUGA